AUGGAGCACGCGCGUCCUCCAGCGGAAUUGUCGCUUGAUGGUGGUCCGGCUGCACGCUCGGAAGCGUGGCGAAAAUGGCGGAAAAUGUUCGAGAUUUUUCUGAAGGCUUCUGGAGUUAGUAAGGAACCUAAGGAAGUUCAGGCAAUGUUACGAGAUAGAGUUGUAUGUGGUAUCAUCGACAACACUGUAAGAGACAGGCUUCUUCGUACGGACGACUUGACUUUAAACAAGGCGAUACAUAUAUGUCAGGCGGCAGAGAUGUCUAAAGAAGAAAGUUUAUGUAUAGACAGGACACCGGAAGUUGUUCAAGUGAACGCGGUUCACGAUAAGAGUGUUGCCCGAGGCGCUCGACCCGCACGGGGUUCGUUCCGGUCGAACGGAAGGCGACAGCGUGGCGGCGGCCGUGGCCGCGGCGCAGCGAGCUACCAGCAGCAGGAGCAGCAGCGGGAGGCGCGCGGCGUGUGCCCCGCGUGCGGCGGCCGGUGCCCCGGCGGCGAGCACUGCGCCGCGCUGUAUGCAUCGUGUUAUGUAUGUGAUAAAAAAGGACAUUUCGCGCGAGUGUGUGUACAAAAGAAAGCGAUGCGCAAAGUAUUAAAUCUCAGUGUAGAAUCGGCGAGUGACAAUAGUGACGAGGAAAUGGUUUUUGUGGAUACUAUUGAGGAGGGCAGAAAACUGAGUUUAGGUAAAUUACCAGGGAAAUAUAGUAUUAUAGUAGAUAAAACCAUACAGCCCGUUGUCUGUCCUACUAGAAAAAUUCCUUUGGGACUUAAGGACAAAUUACGUCAGGAAUUACAUAGAAUGGAAGGGUUAGGUGUAAUCAGAAAGGUGACAUACCCUACUGAAUGGGUUAAUGCAAUCGUUCCCGUAGCAAAAAAAGAUGGCAGCAUUCGUGUUUGCUUGGAUCCUCGACCUCUUAACCGCGCAGUCCGGCGUGCGCAUUAUACUUUGCCGACGGUGCCCGAGUUGGCAGCGCGAUUACGUGGUGCUCAGGUGUUCAGUGUUUUAGAUGCACGGUGUGGUUUCUGGAUGGUGGAAAUUGAUGAGGCCAGUGCUGACCUUUGUACGUUUGGCACGCCGUUUGGACGGUACCAGUUUUUACGUUUACCCUACGGCAUUAAUUGUGCACCCGAGGUGUUUCACGCUAAGAUUAGGCAACAUCUAGAAGAUUUAGAGGGAGUCGAGUCUUUCAUUGAUGAUGUUAUUGUAUGGGGCCGCAAUAAAGAGGAACACGAUUGUAGGCUUAAAUGUCUUUUGCUACGUGCCAGGAAUGUUGGUAUAAAAUUUAAUCGUCAAAAAUGUCAAUUUGGAGUGUCUGAAAUUACAUAUUUAGGACAUAAGUUUGAUGCAAACGGUAUGCGAGCAGAUUCCGCAAAAGUUAAAGCAAUAAUGGAGAUGCCUUAUCCUAAUGAUAAAAAGGCACUAGAGCGAUUCUUAGGAAUGAUAAAUUAUUUAGCAAAAUUUAUUCAAAAUUAUUCGGAAUGUGUAAAUGUGUUAAGGUUAUUACUUAAAAAGGAUUCCGAGUGGUUGUGGGAGGCUCAGCACACUGAGGCUGUGGAUAAACUGAAAGCAAAGCUAGCGAGUGCGCCAGUGUUGGCGUUGUACUGUGAGCGCACCCCCGUAGUAGUGUCGGUUGAUGCGUCCAGUGUAGCAUUGGGCGCUGUGCUACUGCAAGAUGGUCGUCCAGUAGAAUUUGCAUCGCUCACUUUAACCGACACUCAGACCAGGUAUGCGCAGAUAGAAAAGGAAAUGCUAGCUAUCGUGUUUGCAGCCGAACGUUUCAGGCAGUAUAUCUACGGUAGAUCAGAUGUCACCGUUCAUACGGAUCACAAGCCGUUAGAAACUUUAUUUAAUAAACCAUUAGUUUCUGUUCCGGCGCGCUUGCAGAGGAUGAUGAUGAGAGUUCAAGGCUAUGAUUUUAAGGUAGUAUAUACACCGGGAAAGUAUAUAUAUAUAGCCGAUACACUUUCGCGGGCACCUUUAAAAGAUCUAAUGCAUGAUCGUGUUACUGAUGAAAUUGAAAUUCAAACAUGUUUCGUGUUACAACAUGUACCUUUCAGCGAAGAAAAAAUGAAGAUUAUUAGGGGUGAAACGAAGAUUGAUAAUGACUGCAGACGACUGAUGAAUUAUAUUACUAACGGUUGGCCUAAGAAUAGACGUGACGUCCAUGAGAAUAUAAUUGGUUUUUGGCCUUAUCGCGAACAACUUCAUUGUAUGGAUUAUAUGAUUUUCAAGGGUGACUGUAUAUUUAUUCCGCGCGCUUUAAGAGACAAUAUGGUAUCGCAAGUGCACGAGGGACAUUUAGGCAUAGAGAGGUGUAAGCGGCGUGCUCGCGAGGUGAUGUUCUGGCCGGGCAUGAGCGAGGACGUGGAGCGCGCGGUGCGGGGCUGCGCGGCGUGCGCGCUGCACGCGCCUCGUCCUCGGCGCCAGCCGCUGCUGCAGCAUACUGUUCCGGCAUUGCCUUGGCGGAAGUUGGCUUCCGAUAUUUUUGAAUACAAAAGGAAAAAUACAUUAUUUUAG
Molecule: messenger RNA, 2517 nt
Organism: Galleria mellonella (greater wax moth)
Lineage: Eukaryota; Metazoa; Arthropoda; Insecta; Lepidoptera; Pyralidae
Exons: 3
Coding region: 1-2517 (838 amino acids)
Molecular function (GO): nucleic acid binding; zinc ion binding
Source: RefSeq, a predicted model, not a curated record